This is a messenger RNA of Dipodomys ordii (Ord's kangaroo rat), 1592 nucleotides long. It is a transcript of the gene Cnbp, whose product is annotated as CCHC-type zinc finger, nucleic acid binding protein. The record is from RefSeq and is a predicted model, not a curated record. Gene Ontology annotation, biological process: positive regulation of cytoplasmic translation. The coding region runs from base 167 to 703 and encodes 178 amino acids. Lineage: Eukaryota; Metazoa; Chordata; Mammalia; Rodentia; Heteromyidae. Gene Ontology annotation, cellular component: cytoplasm. The transcript is spliced from 5 exons. Gene Ontology annotation, molecular function: zinc ion binding; mRNA binding; single-stranded RNA binding.
AGAGCCGUGCGCAGCGGCGUGUGUGGGGCCGUGUGCAGACCCGCGUGUGGCGCAGGCAAGGACCCUGAAAAUAAACAGCCACUGCCUUUCGAGUCGCUGUUCCCGGGCCUGCGUCCGAGUCUCCGCCGCCGCGGCCGCUCCGACGCCGAAGCUCUUAACUGCAGCCAUGAGCAGCAAUGAGUGCUUCAAGUGUGGACGAUCUGGCCACUGGGCCAGGGAGUGCCCUACUGGUGGAGGACGGGGUCGUGGAAUGAGAAGCCGUGGCAGAGGUGGUUUUACCUCGGAUAGAGGUUUCCAGUUUGUUUCCUCGUCUCUUCCAGACAUCUGUUAUCGCUGUGGUGAGUCUGGUCACCUUGCCAAGGAUUGUGAUCUUCAGGAGGAUGAAGCCUGCUAUAACUGCGGUAGAGGUGGCCACAUUGCCAAGGACUGCAAGGAGCCCAAGAGGGAGCGAGAGCAGUGUUGCUACAACUGUGGCAAACCCGGCCAUCUGGCUCGUGACUGUGACCACGCGGAUGAGCAGAAGUGCUAUUCUUGUGGGGAAUUUGGACACAUUCAGAAAGACUGCACCAAAGUGAAGUGCUACAGGUGCGGUGAAACUGGUCAUGUAGCCAUCAAUUGCAGCAAGACAAGCGAAGUCAACUGUUACCGCUGUGGCGAGUCAGGGCAUCUUGCACGGGAAUGCACUAUUGAGGCUACAGCCUAAUUAUUUUCCUUUGUCGCCCCUCCUUUUUCUGAUUGAUGGUUGUAUUAUUUUCUCUGAAUCCUCUUCACUGGCCCAAGGUUGGCAGGUAGAGGCUACUCCCAGGCCAGUGAGCUUUACUUGCCGUGUAAAAGGAGGAAAGGGGUGGAAAAAAAACUCGACUUUCUGCAUUUAACUACAAAAAAAAGUUUAUGUUUAGUUUGGUAGAGGUGUUAUGUAUAAUGCUUUGUUAAAGAACCCCCUUUCCGUGCCACUGGUGAAUAGGGAUUGAUGAAUGGGAAGAAUUGCGUCAGACCAGUAAGCCCAUUCUGGGUUUCUUAAAUAUUCCCAUGUAAGAGGUGAAACCAAUUCUGGAAGUUUCUAUGAACUUCCAUAAAUAACUUUAAUUUUAGCAUAAUGAUGGCCUUGGAUUGUCUGACCUCAGUAGCUAUUAAAUAACAUCAAGUAACAUCUGUAUCAGGCCCUCAUAGAACAUACAGUUGAGUGGGAGUAAACAAAAUGAGAAGGCAAACAAGUUAAAGGCUGUAGGAGAGAAAUUGGAAUAAAAGCCUAAGCCAGUACAGCUUUUCACAGCGCUGAUGCUGGAUAUACAGAUGGUGAUGGCAAAGGUUAAGAACACACAUUUUCAAAGACUAAAUCUAAAAACCCAGAGUGAACAUCGUUUCUCAGAGUUAGCAAAAUUUGGAUUUAUUCAGGAAUUGCAGAGAAAUGCAUUUUCACAGAAAUCAAGAUGUUAUUUUUGUAUACUAUAUCACUUAGACAACUGUGUUUCAUUUGCUGUAAUCAGUUUUUAAAAGUCAGAUGGAAAAAAGCAACUGAGUCCUAGGAAAUAGAAAAUGUAAUUUUAAACUAUUCCAAUAAAGCUGGAGGAGGAAGGGGAGUUUGACUAAAA